Coprinopsis cinerea okayama7#130 is the source of this 2106-nucleotide messenger RNA. Its product is annotated as acetolactate synthase. Gene Ontology annotation, cellular component: mitochondrion; acetolactate synthase complex. Gene Ontology annotation, biological process: L-valine biosynthetic process. NCBI's taxonomy places the organism in Eukaryota, Fungi, Basidiomycota, Agaricomycetes, Agaricales, Psathyrellaceae. The record is from RefSeq and is a predicted model, not a curated record. The transcript is spliced from 4 exons. Bases 1 to 2106 code for a protein of 701 amino acids. Gene Ontology annotation, molecular function: flavin adenine dinucleotide binding; magnesium ion binding; thiamine pyrophosphate binding.
AUGGCCAUGGCUUCUUCAGCAGCUACAAAAGUCCGUCUGCAGGGCUCGAGUCAAAAAGUGACCGCAUCUUUGGCACGGUCAAAGUCUACAGCGGCCUCACCCGCCGCAUGGGCGACCUCGUCGUCGUGCACGUCGUCGAUGGUCGAAGCCAAGCAGAGAGUGCGCGAACACGCACGGUACAUCAGUCAGACCACCUCUGCUAACGCGACUGCCGCUCCUUCUGUACGCCCAAACCCAGCACCCGGUUUCCAACAAGCCCCACCAGCGACCCUCCCACCAAAACAACACCGCGAAGCGCCCCUGGCGAACCCCAACCCCGCCCUCGACCACAGCUUCGUCGGCCUCACCGGUGGCCAAAUCUUCCACGAAAUGAUGUUGCGGCAUGGGGUGAAGCACAUCUUUGGGUACCCUGGCGGAGCCAUCCUGCCGGUGUUCGACGCCAUCUACAAGAGCCCCCAUUUUGAUUUCGUGCUGCCGAGACAUGAGCAGGGUGCAGGCCACAUGGCGGAGGGCUAUGCCCGUGUGUCGGGAUUGCCUGGUGUCGUCCUCGUUACCUCAGGUCCUGGGGCUACGAACGUCAUUACGCCGAUGCAGGAUGCUCUGAGCGACGGUAUUCCCCUCAUCGUCUUCUCCGGCCAGGUAGCGACUGCUGCCAUCGGCUCGGACGCUUUCCAGGAAGCGGAUGUCGUCGGUAUCUCAAGAAGCUGCACCAAGUGGAACGUGAUGGUCAAGGACAUCAACGAGCUCCCAAGACGCAUCAACGAGGCGUUCAAGAUCGCCACCUCCGGACGCCCCGGCCCUGUCCUCGUCGAUCUCCCCAAGGACGUUACCGCCAGCAUCCUCAAGACCCCUCUGCCCUACAAAGCUACCACCCCUGGCGUCAACCUCGGCCUGCCCAACAGCUUCCUCCAGAGCAGCGAUCCUCCCGUCGACCACGCCCUCGUCGAGCGCGCCGCCGACCUCAUCAACCGUGCCCAACGCCCCGUGAUCUAUGCCGGCAACGGUGUCCUCUCCUCCCCCAUGGGCCCUAAGUUCCUCGCAGAGCUGUCCGAGAAGGGCAACAUCCCUGUGACGACGACCCUGCAGGGCCUCGGUGCGUUCGACGAGACGAACGCGCGGAGUCUGCACAUGUUGGGUAUGCACGGUAGUGCGUACGCCAACCUGGCGAUGCAACACGCCGACGUUAUCAUCGCCCUCGGUGCACGCUUCGACGAUCGUGUGACCGGCAAGCUCGACACCUUCGCUCCCGCCGCCAAGGCCGCUGCUCGCGAGGGUCGCGGUGGUAUCAUCCACUUUGAGAUCCAGCCCAAGAACGUGAACAAGGUCGUCGAGGCUCAGAUCCCCGUCCUCGGUGACGUCGUCGCCAACCUCGCUGCCCUCGUUUCUCACAUCAAGAAGGCACCGAGAGAGGAGUGGUUCGCUGAUAUCCAGAAGUGGAAGAAGGACUAUCCGUUCACGUAUGUUCCCAGCAAGAAGGGCGAGCGGAUGAAGCCUCAGGAGGUUGUGGAGGAGUUGGAGAAGCAGACGAAGGAUCGCAAAGACGAUGUGAUUGUGUCGACAGGUGUUGGACAGCAUCAGAUGUGGGCCGCACAGUUCUUCAGGUGGAGACAGCCUCGGUCGAUGGUCACCUCUGGUGGAUUGGGCACCAUGGGCUUCGGUCUGCCAGCGGCUAUCGGUGCCAAGGUUGCCGCUCCCAACAAGGUCGUCGUCGACAUCGACGGUGAUGCUUCCUUCAGCAUGACUGCUAUGGAGCUCGCCACUGCCGCCCAGUACGGUAUCGGUGUCAAGGUCCUCAUCCUUAACAACGAGUUCCAAGGAAUGGUGUUGCAAUGGCAAGAUCUGUUCUAUGAGAAGCGCUACUCCCACACACGCAUGAUCAACCCCGACUUUGUGCUGUUGGCCAAGGCUAUGGGUGUACACGGCAUCAAAUGUAACUCUGCGGAGGAGCUGCCAGCGAAGAUGAAGGAGUUCUUGGAGUACGACAACUCGAAGCCUGUGGUGCUGGAGUGCUUCGUGGAGAAGGAUGAGCAUGUGUUCCCCAUGGUUCCAGCCGGCAAGGCGCUCCAUGAGCAAUUGCUCCAUCCGAUGUUGACCAACAAGGAUUAG